This is a messenger RNA of Phascolarctos cinereus (koala), 644 nucleotides long. It is a transcript of the gene TYROBP, whose product is annotated as transmembrane immune signaling adaptor TYROBP. Gene Ontology annotation, cellular component: cell surface. Gene Ontology annotation, biological process: microglial cell activation involved in immune response; neutrophil activation involved in immune response; positive regulation of macrophage fusion. Lineage: Eukaryota; Metazoa; Chordata; Mammalia; Diprotodontia; Phascolarctidae. Gene Ontology annotation, molecular function: signaling receptor binding. The record is from RefSeq and is a predicted model, not a curated record.
AUGCCUGGGUCCCCCUGUUCGUAACUCUCCCUUCCCCCUUCUCCCCGCCUCCUACUUCCUCUCUGUUCAGACUCUCUGCCACACCCUGCCUGGCCUUUCAGACCCCAGUCUCCAGAUUCCCUUGGCUCAGCCAUGGGGAAAGGCAGAGCUCCCACCCUCCACCUGGCCCUAGUCCUGGCCCUGUUCCUGACCCCAGGGGGUUUCAACCCCGUCUGUGCCCAAAAUGAAUCUAGCCCCUGCACAGCUGUGGGCCCAGGGGUCCUGGCUGGGAUUGUACUUGGAGAUCUUGUUCUGACCAUCCUCAUCGCCCUGGCUGUUUACUAUCUGGGCCGCCUUGUGCCUUCAGGUCGGAAUGCCCCAGAGGCUUCUAAGAAACAGAGAAUGACAGAGACAGAGUCCCCCUACCAGGAGCUCCAGGGCCAUAGAUCAGAUGUCUACAGUGACCUCACUCCCCAACAAGGAUUCCACCGAUGAAUGGUGACUCAACACUGAAGAUGGCCAGUGGGAAGCUCACAGCCUCUAAUCUAAGAACCCCAGACCCACUAACCCCUUACUACUCCUUUCUCUUGACCCCCUCUGAUCCUAAGGACCUUCUUUUCUCCUUUCCUUAUUCUUCUCACAAUAAACAUGGAGCAGAGACCUUA